This is a messenger RNA of Brachypodium distachyon (stiff brome), 2004 nucleotides long. RefSeq names its product phenolic glucoside malonyltransferase 2. The record is from RefSeq and is a predicted model, not a curated record. NCBI's taxonomy places the organism in Eukaryota, Viridiplantae, Streptophyta, Magnoliopsida, Poales, Poaceae. The coding region runs from base 241 to 1710 and encodes 489 amino acids. The transcript is spliced from 2 exons.
ACAGGUAUAUCAAGUACAGGUGGAGUCGUACUUAAUUGCAGCAAAACUGACGGACCGAUGCUAAAGCAGAUCGAGUGGUUGCGAGCGAGCGAGCGAGAGGCCAGGGCGUGUGUCCAAGACAUCCUGCUAGUGCCAGCCGGCGAAUCGCAUUUCCGCACGCAUUUCUCAACGGGAGUUUCUGUUUGAUCCUAGCACGCUAGCUAGCCUCUUCGUGCGCGACAAGACCCGCGUAUAAAAAACAUGAUACGGUUGCAAAAUGAACCCAAAACCAUCUCCUUCAUCUAUCCAUCAUCCUCUCGUGGACGCAAGGGCAGGCAAGCCAUGGGCGAGGCAAGCUCCGACGUCCCCGCCGCGGCCGCGGCCGUGCGCGUGCUCGCCGUGGCCCGCGUCGCGCCGUCGGCAGUGGAGGAUGAGGCCGGGCGGCGCGUGAAGCUGUCCUUCUUCGACACGCCGUGGGUGGUGCUGCCGCCGAUCCAGCGUGUGUUCCUCUACGAGCUCGAGCUCGCCGCCGCCGACGGGUUCCCGGCGGUCGUCGACCGGCUGAAGCGCGCGCUGGCGGACACGCUGGCGCACUACCUGCCGCUGGCCGGGACGCUGGAGUACGUGGCGGAGACGGGGGACGCGGUUAUCGACUGCUCCGACGCCGGCGUCGCCUUCGUCGAGGCCGACGGCAUCGGCAUGGACGUGCGCGCGCUGGCAGGCGACGAGGCGCACGACGUGGCCGCGUUCCAGAGCCUCGUGCCGGAGCUCGACGUGCGCGUGCUCCCGGCGCCCGUGCUGUCCGUGCAGGCCACCCGCCUCGGCGCCGGCGUGGCCAUCGGCUUCUCCGUGCACCACGCCGUCGCCGAUGGCCGCGCCGUGUGGCGGUUCAUCGAGGCCUGGGCUUCCGCGUCCCGCGUCGGCUCUCCGGUCACCGACGACCUUGCCCCGCCGCACUACGGGCGCGAGGCCGUCCCGCACGCCCGCGGCGACGAGCUCGCCCGCGAGUUGCUCAAGAUGGUCGCGCCCAACGUCCCAGUGGUGAACACCGGGCAGUUCGACUUCAGCCAGCGGGUCCUGCGGGCACGCCGGACGUUCCACCUGUGCGCCGACGACAUCCGGUCACUGAAGCAACGCAUCGACGCUCUCGCAGCAGCCGAGACCAACUCCGGCAACAACGGAGCGCCCAAGCCGAAGCCGGUGUCAACAUUCGUUGCCCUGGCAGCUCUAGGCUGGACGGCCUUCGUCCGUUCCAAGAAUCUCGGCGCCGGGGAAGACACGUACCUGAUGUUCCUGGCCGACCUGCGGGCCCGGCUGGACCCGCCGGUCAGCGACGCCUACUUCGGCAACUGCGUGCGGGCGUGCCUGGCCACCUGCGCCGACGCGGCGGAGCUCCGCGGCGCGGCGGGCGUCCUCCGCGCGGCGCAAGCCGUGCAGCGGGCCGUGGAGGAGAUGGCGGCGGCGCCGCUGGCCGCCGCCGACCGGAGCUGGGUCCACAUGCUGAUGCGGCUGCCCUUCUCGCGCCUCGCCAACGUGGCCGCCAGCCCGCGGUUCAGGGCCUACGAGGCGUCCGAUUUCGGGUUCGGGAAGCCCGCACGCGUGGAGCUCGUGUCCAUGAACCAGGACGGCGAGAUGGUGCUCGUCGGUGGAAGGCGGGACGGCGAGGUGCAGGUGUCCGUGUCCGUCGACCCGGCGCACAUGGACGCCUUCAAGGCCUGCAUCCUCGGCUAAGCUAGCUAGCUAGCGAGAGUGCUUAAUUGAUUAAAGCCAAGAAUAAACCGGCAAAUAACUUAUGCUGAUAUUCUAUUUCUCAGACCAUCAAUCACAGAAAAAACAACUGUGUGUAAAUUACACUUCGUGGAAAACACCCUCGAUCCUGACAACAAGAACAAUCGAAUGUCCAAACGCGCAUCAGUAUCAUUAUUGGCUGUAACCAUGCAUGUACGGAGUGCACAAUAUAUGUACCUAGUGCCAAGAUAUGUUUAAGAGUCAUCGCACCAAUUCAAUUACGAUUCUGUUAAUAAC